Messenger RNA from Larimichthys crocea (large yellow croaker), 2947 nucleotides. Its product is annotated as sphingosine-1-phosphate phosphatase 1. Gene Ontology annotation, molecular function: sphingosine-1-phosphate phosphatase activity. The transcript has 3 exons. Lineage: Eukaryota; Metazoa; Chordata; Actinopteri; Sciaenidae. The record is from RefSeq and is a predicted model, not a curated record. Gene Ontology annotation, biological process: sphingosine metabolic process. Gene Ontology annotation, cellular component: endoplasmic reticulum membrane. The coding region runs from base 315 to 1628 and encodes 437 amino acids.
UCUUCGGACGUUUUUCGACUCAUUUGAAGUCCAAUGAGGAAGAGAGACAACGGGACCUGACGCAGUUACCGUGGGCUCCGUGUGUCGGGAUAUACCGUGAAGUAAUGGUUAACUGUGGCGGACUUUGGAUGCUGUCGUCCGAUACCUCCACGCCGGUGUACAAGGUCUGUGUAGUGAGCGCAGGUAGCAGUCCGUGAGCUGUCCAUUAGGUCAGUCUUCAUUUCAAUGCAGCGGCCGCCGAGCUCCGCUCCUCUGUAAGCUGCUCCCCACAGAGCAGAGCUUCCUGUUUCUGAACCCCACACUUCUCUCAAACCAUGGCCAACGACUUCGUGAAGACUUUCGUGCAGAUGUGUAAGUACCUCCAGGAGCCCUGCCAUGUCGCGAGGUUUCAAAAUUUCUGCGGCGUUAAAGGGACGUUUCCGGUUAAGACGAGCAAACCGGACUGCGGACAGCCGGAGCAGGACGGCACCGGGCUGAGGAAGAGGGUCCAACAAAGCUCGGAGAUCAGUGUUGGCAAUGGAGCAACCGGGGAUGCCACCGGAGCGCAGGUUAACGGGAUGCAGGGCGAUAACGCCGCCGCGCCUGGUGGCGCAUCCGACCCAGACACCGCCAGGGCGAAACCCCUCCGGAGGAACUCCCUGACCGGAGACGUGGGUCAAGAGUUUCUGAUCCACAACAAGUUCCUCUUCUACCUAUUCACGUUUGGGACCGAGCUGGGCAACGAGAUGUUCUUCAUCAUCUUCUUCCCCUUCGUCUUCUGGAACAUCGACGCCCUGGUCAGCCGCAGACUCAUCGUGGUCUGGGCCUGGAACCUGUUCGUGGGUCAGUCCACCAAGGACAUGGUCCGCUGGUCCCGACCGGCGUCCCCUCCUGUGGUGAAGGUGGAGGUCUUCUACAACUCCGAGUACAGCAUGCCGUCCACACACGCCAUGACGGGGACAGCCAUACCUUUCUGUCUGUUCAUGCUGACCUACGGACGGUGGCAGUACCCCUUCCUCUUUGGAUUUGGUGUGGCUCUCAGCUGGAGCGUCCUGGUGUGUGUGAGCAGAGUCUACAUGGGGAUGCACUCUAUUCUUGAGGUGAUCACUGGCUUCCUGUACAGCCUUCUUAUUUUGGCCUUCUUCCAUCCAAUCCUGGACAAGAUCGACAGCUUCUACAUGAUGGGCCACUACGCUCCACUUGUGAUUAUCGUGUCACAUGUGAGCCUGGGACUUGUGGCUUUCUCUCUGGAUUCCUGGAGCACUUCUCGCGGUGAUACAGCUCAGGCUCUGGGCACUGGGGCAGGAGCCGCUCUGGCUACCCACGUGAACUAUCAGCUGGGACUGCUGAUGGAUCCACCGCUGUCCUCACUUCCUCUAACUUUCCCAUCAAUCAGCACUAGCUUGGUGUUUCUCUCCCUGCUGCGCUUCCUCAUCGGAGUCGCUGUCCUCCUCGUCACGAGAAUGAUUAUGAAAGCAGUGACUAUUCCCUUCCUAUGUCGACUGUUCGGGCUGCCUUCAGAUGACGUGAGACAGGCAAGGCAACACAUGAAAGUAGAGUUGCCGUACCGCUACAUCGUCUACAGUGUUGUCGGUUUCAGUUGCGUCUGUGUAGUGCCUCUCCUCUUUAGGAUCCUUAACCUUGCCUGAGUGUUGUGUGCAAACUGUCAUUUACUGCUGACAUGCUCACCUGCAUGUUGAAGGCAAACGGCACUUGGAAACAUGCUGCUGAGUUAAGUCUCCUCGUUUCUGAAACUGAAUUUAAAGGAUAAUUAUGGUGAUAUUCUAUAUUGUUUUUGUAUUGUCAAUGAAUAUUGCCUCUGCUCAUAGAGCUCAGUUGUCAACUAUUUAAAAAAAAAAAAAAAAAGACAUCAACGAGCUGCACUGAUGGACUGAGUGACAUGUUCCUUCAUUAUGAUGAACAUAACAGACACUGCUCCUCAGCUCCUGAGUAUAAAUGGCUGAAACACACAGUGCCAGACAAUAAUUUAUAAUAUAUUUGUGACCCGUCUUUAAGAAUUUACCGAUCGGCUUGAGGCCCAGAGGCCACAGAGUCCGGAGGAAGCCAGCAAGUGUUAGCAAAAUGGACUGAAGCAUCGGUAGCUUGAGUCUUCUCUUGGGAUUUGUUGACAAUAACAAUAACAUAUAACACCAGUCUUACCCUUUAAUAUCCAUCUGUGGUUAACUGGAACUUUGCAAGUACAGAAUCUAUCGGAUGUACUGUAAUGAUGUGUGCAUUCAUUAGUGAAGAAUCUAUUGUACAUUUCCAAAUAUAUAGUAAUGUGUUAUUGGAGAAGAAUAAGCCAAACUAUGAAUCAGUAAUGUGUGAAGCCACUUUUCUUUUGUUGCCGUGUUUGAAUCAAAUCAGCCUGGAAGCACUAAAAUACUGGAAGUAUUUUAGCACACAGGUGUCGUUGGUUACACGAGUUCUAUUUAAAUGUAAGCGUUUUGUUUUUUUCUCCUCUUUAAACAGGUGUGUUGUGUCAUUACAGUUUUUCUACAUUACCACAGUCAACAUUUUCCCUCCUUUGUACAUUUUUGUGUGUUUGUAAUUUUGAUCCAAAUGUAAGUUAAGUACUCUGAAUAAUCAUUUAAAAGCAUAAAAUGAAAAAUAAUAGAUAUUUUUGAUAAAGUAUUUUGCCAUCUUAACUAACUAGAGCUAAAUUGUUAAGGGAAGAAAAAAAUCAAUCUUUAUUUUAAAUACUUGAUUUCUAAGAAUUAUAGAGACAUUUCUGCUGCCCUUAAUCUACAGUAUUAAAAACACUUGUUGCUAUGUUUUAAUUGUUUAUUUGCUGCUGUAAUAUUCAAAUAUCCAUGUAAGAAUAUUAAUGGUUGAGCAUUUAUACUUGUAUCAUAAGUACAGAGUAUUUAUAGGUCUAUUAUUACCAUCCAUUCAGCUUUUUUUUUCUGUUAAAUAUGCAUCGACUGUAAACUUUGGAAAAAAUAUGGAAACAAGGACAAUAAAAUAU